GAAAACAUUACGGAGUUUGCCAGCACGAUCGACACCGAGGUUCUUGAAGCUCAAAAAAUGCUUCAACUUGCCGCUGCACAGAGAAUGAAUACAGAUGCUAGAAAGGCAAUAUUCUGUAUUAUAAUGAGUGGAGAGGAUUAUGUUGAUGCAUUUGAAAAGCUUUUAAGAUUGGAUUUAUCUGGAAAGCAGGACAGGGAGAUAAUGAGGGUUCUUGUGGACUGCUGCUUACAGGAGAAAGUGUUUAACAAGUACUACACUAUUCUAGCUUCCAAAUUGUGUGAGCACGAAAAAAACCAUAA
This is a messenger RNA of Cucurbita pepo subsp. pepo (vegetable marrow), 299 nucleotides long. The record is from RefSeq and is a predicted model, not a curated record. Lineage: Eukaryota; Viridiplantae; Streptophyta; Magnoliopsida; Cucurbitales; Cucurbitaceae.